Messenger RNA from Meira miltonrushii, 1317 nucleotides. RefSeq lists its product as uncharacterized. The coding region runs from base 1 to 1317 and encodes 438 amino acids. The transcript has a single exon. NCBI's taxonomy places the organism in Eukaryota, Fungi, Basidiomycota, Exobasidiomycetes, Exobasidiales, Brachybasidiaceae. The record is from RefSeq and is a predicted model, not a curated record.
AUGAGUAAUGGAAGCAAAGAUGGUGCUCGAUUUGAAGUUUUAUCAGACACAUUCGCAGGAUUGAUCGGACAACGACCACAUCUGCGAAAGUUGCUAAAGACACAAGACGGAAAGGCUUUAUUCCAUGAAGCAGGAAUCUACCUAUCCGAUUCAAAUACAGUAAUUUUAUCUUCAAACAGGUACGAGAGAAAAGGCAAAGAGAACGAUCAAUAUGCAUGCGUUGUACAUCUUCCCAUCAAUGCUUUGCCUAGGCCCAAAGCCAACGAUCCAGUCUACCCCGGUGAGCCAAGUGUUCAUAUGCAAGAGCAUAUAUGGAGUCAAAUCACAGUCAGAGAGUCUUUGGGAAAAGAUAUGAUCAUGCCAAACGGAGCAACCCGUUGGACUCUCGAUGAUGGAAGAGAAGGCGUGCUGUGGUGCGAGCAAGGCAAACAUGAUUUGACCGCAGUUCAAGAUCCAACACAAGCAUACGUACAUUCUGCUCUGGUCGUAUAUGAUCCAAAGAAUUAUUCUACAUCUUCCACGGUGGACUCGUUCGAAGGCAAACGAUUCUCAAGCUUGAAUGAUGUUGUCGUUCAUCAACAAUCUGGCGCUGUUUUCUUCACUGAUCCGGAUUAUGGUGUCGAACAAUUGUUCAAACGUGGACAUGAUAUUCAAACGGGCGAACAUGCAUACGCUCCAAAUGGUGUGUAUUGCUGGCAGCCCAAGUCGGGAAAAGUUACGUUAUUGGAUUCCGAUUACGUCAAACCGAAUGGAUGUACAUUUGUACCUGAUCCCAACUACCCAUCAACAUCAGGCGUUGGUGCUCUGGUCACUACUGACACUGGUCGCUUGAAUUUCAAGCAUCUUCGUUGCCCCAAAUCAGGCAAAUUGUCAGCGCAUUUCGUUUGUGAUAAAGGCAAACCUGCAUGCAUUUAUGCAUAUCCAGUCAACUAUCAAAAAGACAAAUGCUCACCUGAUCAUCCUUUCGUGGACGUUGAAAGACGUCAAUUAGUGGCUCAUUCUUCUUGCUCUGGCGCUCCUGAUGGCAUUCAUCCGGAUGAAAAAGGUAACGUUUGGGCUGGUCAUAGCGAUGGCGUACAUGCUUAUGCGAUCGAUUGGUCAACAUUCUCAAAAGCACACACACAAUCAAAUCAAAAACCUAUCGGCAGACUCAUCGGCAAAAUUCGACUACCAGACGGUCACGGUGUGGCCAAUUUCUGUUGGGCCGGCAAAGUUAGCGGAGGAAAUGAUUCCACAUGCCCAGAUCGCUAUCGAAUGCUUCUUUUCGCUGAGGAUGAAUUGUGGGAAGCAAUAGUAGCCGUGAAUGGGUUCGAUUAA